Messenger RNA from Drosophila kikkawai, 1006 nucleotides. RefSeq names its product Tetraspanin 42Ej (gene Tsp42Ej). Lineage: Eukaryota; Metazoa; Arthropoda; Insecta; Diptera; Drosophilidae. The record is from RefSeq and is a predicted model, not a curated record. Gene Ontology annotation, cellular component: plasma membrane.
UUUAGUGGCAUCCACACAGGCCUCGAAUCUCAGUGGGCCGGGUCCAGAGCUCCGAAGUCACCAAAGCCAGUAAACAAUGCCCAAUCCACUGGUGUAGGCUAAGUGCGAUUCCAGUAAAUCGAGCGUAUCCGAGACCCGCGAGAAUCGCUAUUCCGCUUAAUUGGCCACCAGAGACUUCGUAGGUCACAGCUCGCAGCUUCCAGUUCCCCUGUGGCAGCAGCAUGGAGAAGUCAUUGGCCGUAACUCCCUGGAAAUACGGCCUGCUGGCCACUUGCAUUCUGAUUGUGACGUGUAAUGUGUUCUUUUUCUCCUGCGGAGUGGUCACCUGGGGCUCCGCUGUUUCUAUCUACGGCAGCUAUGGGGCCGCCAUCUGCGGAGUGGCGGUCUUCGGGGUGGCAUUCCUGGGCAUGUACGUGGCCCUGAAGGUGUCCUACAAGUAUUCCAUAUACUAUUUGAUUUGCAGUGGCCUGGUGAUAGCCGCCCUUGGCUCCUAUCUGUUCAUCUUCACGGCGAUGCGGGAGGAGCUGAUGGGCAGGUUUGAGGAGCGCAUGCGCAGCCUGUUCGAGCAGAAAACGCACAGCGAUGACCAGAUGCAGCCGGUGCAUAGCCUCUUCGGCUGUUGUGGCCUGAACGGACCGCAGGACUAUUUGAAGGAGGAGCACGGCGCCCUGCCCAGCAGCUGCUGCUACGCCUUCGACUGCUCCAAGCCGACGCACAUCUAUGAGGAGGGAUGCUCCACUAAGGCGGCCGGAAACCUAAGGAUGCAGGCGGAGCUGAAUUACUACAGCUGCAUGGCAAUCAUUGCCCUCGAGUUCAUGGGCCUGUUCACAGCCUACUAUUUGGGCAAGGCUCGCAAGUAUGCCAAAACCAAGAUCAAGGACGAGGAGACCCCCAUCAACGAAUGAUGUCCGAGGAUGUCUCUGCUUAGCGUUGCUCGUAAUACAAGUUAACCAAAUUAGCUAAUUUGCCAUUAGAGAAUAAAUACUUUCCAUAUGUUAAACGAGAA